AAGGGAUUUGGAUGGGAAGCCGCAUCUGGGAAAGCAACGAAGAGGGGGCGAAGAUGGCGACAAGCCAUCCCCAGGCCUCGCCCAUCCUCUGCGCCUCCUUCAACCAAGACAACAGUUACUUCUCGAUCGGAACUAGGGAUGGGUUCAAGGUAUUCCAUGCGAGUACCGGCAGGUUAUGCUAUGAGAAAUCUCUUGGGGCAUUUAGCAUUGUGGAGAUGCUAUUUAGUUCUAGUCUUCUAGCUAUUGUUGGAGCUGGGGAGCAGCCUUCAUUAUCCCCUCGUCGACUAUGUCUCUUCAAUAAAGUUACUGGAGCACCAUUUAGGGAACUAAAUUUCUUGACGUCAAUUCUUGCUAUACGUGUUAAUAGAAAAAGGCUUAUUGUCCUAUUGCAGGAUAAGACAUACAUAUAUGACUUGAACAGCUUAGCUAUUUUGGACACCAUAGAUACUGUGCCCAAUGCUAAAGGACUUUGUGCAUUUGCUCCUGGUUCAGAAGGUAGCUAUUUGGCCCUUCCAGCUAGUACAGAGAGAGGAUCUGUAUUGAUAUACAACACGAUCGAGCUCUCUUCUCUGUGUCAGAUAGAUGCACACCGUUCAGCAAUAACCGCAAUUGCCUUCUGUUCAAGUGGUAUGUUUUUGGCCACAGCUUCUGAACAAGGAACAAUUAUCAGAGUACAUUUAGUUUCACAAGCAACCAAGUCAUAUAGUUUUAGAAGAGGUACAUAUCCAUCAACGAUAUAUUCACUAUCAUUUCAGCCAUCAGUGGAUAUUCCUGAUAUUCUUGUUGCUACGAGCUCAUCAGGAUCUUUACAUGUCUUUUUCCUUGGAUCUGUGAUAAAUGAAAGAAGCAGGAAGCCCAGUACGCUACUUGGAUCAAUGAUCCCUGACUCCUUUAACGAUGCCUUUGAAUCUGGCCAGCACCAUGUUAUUCACAAUGUCGUACCAGUUGGAGUUAAGAGUCAUGCAGUGAUCUACAGCUUGGAUAAUGUCGAAAACACAUCCACUACUCCUGCCAUCAGGGCAUGUAUUUAUAUCAUCAACCAUAACGGGUACUUCCACGAGUGCACUUUUAAUGUCAGAAAGUCAAACGAUACUUCCUGGAGCAUCGAGCGUGAACAUAAUUUACUGGAUGCAAUUGCAGAUAACCCAUGAGACUGAAAACAUUACAAGAACUCACUGUGGUCAUUCUGUGGAUUCACAAUACAGUAUUCUUCAAUCUUGUAUCUGAAUCUUCUUUCCACAGGUGCAUUCUUGAGAUUACAAGAAGAAAGCUCGGCAUCGGGCAAUUUCGUUGUUGUAAGUAUGCAAGAUUGUGUUUAAAUUAUGACUAAGAGUUCUUAUAUCUGGAUCAGGUUCAACCCUUUGUUUGCUAGUAUUUUGCAAACUUAGGUUUGAUCAGUGAUAAUUAGAGAUAUGUUGUAGUUGUUUUAAAUCUGUUUAUGCCUAAUGUCAGGCAACGUCCAGGCAUUGUAUUUCAGUGCCAAUUUACGUCUUGAAACAUAGUGCGUCCCCUUUGUAAUUCUGUAAAUAAUAGCAUAAAUUUUUAUAAUUUACUUGA
Dioscorea cayenensis subsp. rotundata (Guinea yam) is the source of this 1557-nucleotide messenger RNA. Its product is annotated as autophagy-related protein 18b. Gene Ontology annotation, cellular component: cytosol; phagophore assembly site membrane; extrinsic component of membrane. Gene Ontology annotation, molecular function: phosphatidylinositol-3,5-bisphosphate binding; phosphatidylinositol-3-phosphate binding; protein binding. Bases 12 to 1151 code for a protein of 379 amino acids. The record is from RefSeq and is a predicted model, not a curated record. Gene Ontology annotation, biological process: autophagy of mitochondrion; nucleophagy; protein lipidation. The transcript has 11 exons. NCBI's taxonomy places the organism in Eukaryota, Viridiplantae, Streptophyta, Magnoliopsida, Dioscoreales, Dioscoreaceae.